UCUGGAAGUUUCGGGGAUCAAGAAAGUCAUAAGGCAUUAGAAAAAUAAUAUAAAAUCAUUACCAAGAUCAUAAGCAAAAUAUAUGAGAGCUUCUUUGAUUGGACAAGUACAAAUCCUGACUGAUAUACAAAAUCAAAUCACUGAAAAAAUAUUAUAAAGCUAGAACCUAGAAGUCAAGAGAAUGGGCUUGAUAAUCAAAAUAAGACGUGCCUAGAUAUUGCAUUACACUAACAGGAGAAAGCAAGUAAGAAAUGGAGAGACAAAACCUGGAAGGAGGAGGACUGCAAGCAACUUUGCUUGAAUCAAAGCCAGAUGCUACUGGAAUUGAUUGCAACAACAUGUUAACGCGGCGGCACGGUUCAUCUGUCACGGCAGUGCUUGUGUUUAGCACCUUGGUAGCUGUGUGUGGCUUCUUCUGCUAUGGAUUUGCUGUGGGCUACUCAUCUCCUGCUGAGUCUGGCAUCAUGGAAGACCUUGGCCUGUCAAUUGCAGCUUAUUCGGUUUUUGGUUCAGUAAUGACUGUUGGAGGAAUGAUAGGUGCCAUAUUAAGUGGCAGGAUAGCUGAUAUAUUAGGCAGGAGACUUGCAAUGUUAUUCUCUCAAAUAUUUUGUACCCUUGGCUGGUUUGCUCUAGUGUUCGGGAAGGAUGUUCUGUGGCUGGAUUUGGGAAGACUUUCUACAGGGGUUGGAAUUGGACUUAUCUCUUAUGUGGUACCUGUAUAUGUUGCAGAAAUAACACCAAAAGAUCUUCGGGGAGUAUUUACUGCAUUCAUUCAUUUGAUGAGUACAUUCGGGUUUUCAAUUGUAUUCUUCAUUGGAAAUUACAUUUCUUGGAGAACAUUGGCUCUACUCGGGGCUAUUCCAUGCCUGUUGCAAAUUAUAACUUUAUUUUUCAUCCCCGAGUCUCCAAGAUGGCUGGUAAAAGUUGGUAGAGAAAAGGAGUUUGAGAUGGUGUUGCAAAGCCUCAGGGGAGAGAUAGCUGACAUUUCUCAGGAAGCAGCUGAUAUUCAAGAAAGUUUGGAAACCUUUCACCAAGGCAACGGAACUAGAUUUUUGGAGCUGUUCCAAAGGAGAUACACAAAUAAUCUCAUAAUUGGAGUUGGCCUCAUGCUCCUGCAUCAACUAUCAGGAGUCAGUGGUAUGACAUAUUAUGCCAGUAGUAUAUUCAAAAAAGCAGGCGUUUCUGCUAGCCUUGGAAGUAUGAUAGUAGCUAUCGUAGCGAUUCCAGCAACAGUUGUUGGAGUCCUAUUAAUAGAUAAAGCAGGGAGAAGACCGCUCCUCCUGAUUUCAGUUGCUGGAAUGUGCAUCUGUUUCUUCCUUAUCGGAUUGGCUUUCUGUUUCCAGGAAAUUGCCUCCCUGGAGAGACUCACUCCUAUUUUAGUGCUAACUGGCUUUGUGGGUGCUUCUGUAGCUAACUCUGUAGGCAUGUCAGGAAUUCCCUGGAUUAUAAUGUCCGAGAUAUUUCCUAUGAAUGUCAAGGCCACAGCUGGGAGCCUGGUGACUUUUGUCUGCUGGUCAUGCUCUUGGGUUAUGACUUACACUUUCAACUUCAUGAUGGAGUGGAGUCCUUCAGGAACAUUUUUUAUUUUCUCAGGUGUUAGCUUGGCAAAUGGUAUAUUCAUAGCAAAGAUGGUUCCGGAGACCAAAGGACGGACGCUAGAAGAAAUACAUGUGACAAUUAGUGAUUCUUUCCACUGAUAAGACUAAUGCCAAGUAUUUAUAUUUGUAAACUUUGUGUUUUGUUUGGUGUAUCACAUCAUACUGAGAAUAUAUUUCUAUUUUUAAAACAUUCAUGAUAAUUAUACUUGAUUUUGUCU
Messenger RNA from Mangifera indica (mango), 1816 nucleotides. RefSeq names its product sugar transporter ESL1-like. Lineage: Eukaryota; Viridiplantae; Streptophyta; Magnoliopsida; Sapindales; Anacardiaceae. The transcript is spliced from 18 exons. Gene Ontology annotation, biological process: carbohydrate transport; transmembrane transport. Bases 252 to 1697 code for a protein of 481 amino acids. Gene Ontology annotation, molecular function: sugar transmembrane transporter activity. The record is from RefSeq and is a predicted model, not a curated record. Gene Ontology annotation, cellular component: membrane.